Cantharellus anzutake is the source of this 623-nucleotide messenger RNA. RefSeq lists its product as uncharacterized. The transcript has a single exon. NCBI's taxonomy places the organism in Eukaryota, Fungi, Basidiomycota, Agaricomycetes, Cantharellales, Hydnaceae. The coding region runs from base 56 to 442 and encodes 128 amino acids. The record is from RefSeq and is a predicted model, not a curated record.
CCUUAAUGCUCUUCUCUCCUAUGCGCGAAAUGGUGGGCGCGUCGUGUUUGGGUGCAUGAUUCCGAGCGAAAUGAAUGAUUCAAGCAUGAAGAAAUUCUUUGGCGAGAAACUUGGUCUUCCAUGGCGACUUGGGGGUUAUUAUCGCAGCACUCACUUUCUUCAACGAUUCCAUCAUGCACUUGGAUCUCCCGCCUCAGCGUCACUUCUAGCUUCCUACUCGAUGAAAGCUGUCAGUCUCUCUGGAGUUGAGGCCUUCGACGCAGUGUACCGUCCGGGAGAGGAUUCUUGUGUUGAAAGUUUCGUCUUUGAUCCUGACCCUGUCGAGAAAGAUUUGGUGCCUGUUGCAAUGACGCGAUACGGAAAAGGGUGGAUAGGAUGGAACGGAGAUAUUAACGCUGAGGACGGUUCCACCUAUGUGUUAUUGGCGAUGCUCGGUCUUUGAGACGCCACACGACCGGGCCAACGUGUUACGUGAGACGGACCUCCGUUGCGUUUGAGUGUUAACGCUUUUCGAGACCAUGUUGGGAGUGAUAUCUAGCCUGUCGAAUACCACAACUACAUUUUGAUGUAUAACUAAUGAUACAUUGACCCCAGUUCUAUAGAAGGUAUGAGUGCUCCGUUUA